Molecule: messenger RNA, 1458 nt
Organism: Colletotrichum fioriniae
Lineage: Eukaryota; Fungi; Ascomycota; Sordariomycetes; Glomerellales; Glomerellaceae
Molecular function (GO): oxidoreductase activity; FAD binding
Source: RefSeq, a predicted model, not a curated record
AUGUCUGAGGAGUACGACGUUCUCAUUUGCGGUAGCGGCUCGGCCGGUCUUUGCGCAGCAGUCUGGCUAGCUCGAUGCGGCAUCAACUUCAAAAUCCUCGAGCGGCGAGAAAGGCCACUGAAGCAAGGCCAAGCAGAUGGUGUCCAAGUCCGCACAGUUGAGAUUCUUGAGCACCUGGGUCUCUCAGAGGAUGUGCUGAAGGAAGCUUAUCACGUUCUCGAACUUGCAUUCUGGUCACCCGACGGCAACGGCGGAAUUCGCAGGUCACAUCUCGAACCAGACACCGAGCCCGGACUCAGCCAUCUACCCCAUGUGAUCCUGAAUCAGGCACGCAUCAACGAGAUUUUGAUUGAGGACAUCGUGAAGUCAUCUGGUCAAUCACACAUUCAGUAUGGAAGUGACAUACGUGAAGUUGUUGUCGAUAGCGAGGCCGCGGCAAACCCCGAUGCCCGUUGCGUGACUGUAAAGGCGAUUGAAAAUGGUGUUGAGCGCACAUAUCGUGCCAAUGCGGUGAGGAAGUCUCUUGGCUUCAAGAUGGUGGGCGACAGCAGUGAUGUGGUCUGGGCUGUCAUGGACAUUUACCCCAAGACCGAUUUUCCCGAUAUCCGGAAGAAGAGCGUCAUCCAGUCUGACUCAGGCAAUCUGGUCAUCAUCCCCAGAGAGGGUGACGAGAUGGUCAGGUUCUACAUGGAAAUGCCAGUCUCAACACCGGGUGAAGUCACACCUGAGAGAGUGAAGGAGCGUAUCGAUGGCAUUUUCAAGCCUUACCAAGUCGAAAUAGCGGAGACAUCGUGGUUCUCUGCAUACUCCAUCGGACAACGGCUUGCGGACCAUUUUACAAAAGAUUAUCGGGUCUUCCUUACCGGCGACGCCUGCCACACACAUUCGCCCAAGGCGGGACAAGGCAUGAACGUCAGUCUCCAAGAUGGGUACAACAUUGGAUGGAAACUCGCCGCAGUUCUCCGAAAGCACGCUCAUCCUUCGAUAUUGGAGACGUACGUCUCUGAACGUCACCAGACAGCCAAGGGCCUCAUCGAUUUUGACAGGCAAUUCGCAAAGAUGUUUUCUUCGGCGUACCGGAAAGAGAACGGGUACACCACUGAAGACUUUCAAGAGUAUUUUAUCAAAUCGGGGAGAUACACUGCUGGUCUAGCCACACAGUACCAGCCAUCGAAGCUCGUGAGGCCUGGUCACAAAGACAACUUGGCGUCUGGUGUCAGCGUAGGAAUGAGAUUCGAAAGCGCGCAAGUCGUUCGCUACUCUGAUGCCAAAGCAAUGCAACUUUCGCAUGCUCUGUGUACAGACUCGAGGUGGUCUUUGAUUAUCUUCCCUGGCGAUGUAGUAGAGGCUCAGGCAGAGAAACGCCUGAUCCAGGUGAGCAAAAUGAACGUCUCUUGCAGCUUUGUUCACAGCAUCACUAAACAUGUGUACAGGUCGCAGAAUCGCUUGAAGUAUUGA